Molecule: messenger RNA, 800 nt
Organism: Podarcis muralis (Common wall lizard)
Lineage: Eukaryota; Metazoa; Chordata; Lepidosauria; Squamata; Lacertidae
Source: RefSeq, a predicted model, not a curated record
AUGGCGGGGCCCGAGAGCUCGGGCGCGGCGGAUCAACACGUGGGAGGGAGCGGAGGGAGGGAGGGAGCGGGCGCCGCUGCGCCUGCGCCGCAGAGGGGCGGAGGGCGAGUGGCGUCGCCGCCGUCCGGCGUUCGGUGUUGGCGGCCGCGGCGGCUGCGUUCGCGAGGGAGGGGCCGUGAGGGAGGAGAAUGGGCCGGGCGGCCGGGCGGGCGGCGCUGGGCUGAGCUGAGCCGCCGCGGGGAAGUUGUUGUGCUCGGGGUCGGGGCGGGGAGGCGGCUGGGGAAGGAGGGCCAGGGCGGCGGCGGCGGAAGCAGCAGCAGCAGCAGCGAGAAAGCCGGUUGGCGGGGCGUCUCCUCAGGCUGGGUCUCUCCCGCUUUGCGGAGGGAAGGGGGCAGGCGGAGGAGGCUGAGGAUGGAGCAAGAGGAGAUCCUGAGGAAAUUCAUCCAGCGAGUCCAGGCCAUGAAGGACACCGACCACAAUGGGGAGGAUAACUUCGCCACCGACUUCAUGGGCAGAGGUGCCUAACCUGUAGCCUGUCAGAUGUUAUUGGACUCCGACUCCCAGCAGCCUCAGCUGGCAUAGCCAGUGGUCAGGGAAUGUGGAAACUGCUGAAAUGGGAAAGUAUUUGUCAGAAACCUGAAAUACAGCUAGGAGGAAGCCUGUCUAAUCUCAGUAGGGUGGAGUUCCAGAGGACUGGGCCUGCAAUGGGAGCUACAAGCCUCUGAACAUUGGGAGACCACUAACAGAUUAUAAGGGAUCAGGUGUUCUUGGCAAGGUAAUGGUCACAGAGGGGUCAUCCC